Messenger RNA from Cynoglossus semilaevis (tongue sole), 10617 nucleotides. Its product is annotated as MAM domain-containing glycosylphosphatidylinositol anchor protein 2. The record is from RefSeq and is a predicted model, not a curated record. Lineage: Eukaryota; Metazoa; Chordata; Actinopteri; Pleuronectiformes; Cynoglossidae. The transcript is spliced from 18 exons. Gene Ontology annotation, cellular component: neuronal cell body; plasma membrane; axon. The coding region runs from base 1931 to 4798 and encodes 955 amino acids. Gene Ontology annotation, molecular function: protein binding; axon guidance receptor activity. Gene Ontology annotation, biological process: homophilic cell-cell adhesion; synapse organization.
GGACAUAAACGCCAAUGGAUGAAUGAUGAGUUGGUUUAUUUAAAUCCUAUAGAGGGCGCCAAAUCACACACUCUCACUGAUGACCAGUUGUCCACAGGAAGAAGUAUUUUGAGGACAUUCCCUUUGCUUCAAAUGACCCUUCAAUGGUGUCACAGCGGGUGAAAUAGAGUUAGAUUUUGAUUUAUGGCAAACAUUUAACCUAACUUACACCGAAAAACAAUGUCAAAAACUUGAGGACUAGGUCUUUAACUCCAACCUACUUUAAAAGAGGAGGACGAACCGUGAUUUUAUUAAAUGUUUGGUCUUAUGUGGUAACAUAAUGAAAAUACAAGACCUUUAAAAUGCAAGAUAGUAAAGUUAGUGCCUUAGAUGUUGUUUGUUGGUUACUUAAACUGUAAAAAAAAGUCCUUGAGAGAAGAGGAGUAGUUCUGGGUCCAAGUCUGUCUGUAUUCUGUUGUUCUGAUGGUGCCUAAAACUAUUUACAUUUUAUCAAUUGAACAAUAAUUGUUUUGUUAGUUUAAAAAUGUUAAAUAUUACAGAUUAUAUAUUUCUCUUUUCAGUUUAUUCACCAAUAUUUUAUUUGAACUUCUAUGUGUGCUAUUGUAAUGUAAAGAAAAUCUUAAGGGGCAGAUGGGGUUUGGGAUGGAGACUAUUUGGACUUGGGUGCCAAGAAAGAGUAGUAUUGUCACUGUCUGUGGGUCAUCAACAACUUUCUAGAAGCAGUGAUGCAUAUUUGACCAACACAACGUCCAGUAUGGAGACAGAAUACUCUGUGUGACAUAAAACUCUUUUUUAUGUCCCUCUUUAUGUAGUAACAUCCAUGCAAUAGUAAAGACUGCCUUAAUGUCAGGGCUCUGUCAAUGCCACAUCUAUUGAAUUCCAGUGGUCCCAACCCUCCUCUUCUUCCUCUCCCUCUCCCCCUCCCAUCAGCAUCCAGCAGCUGCGCCUCUCCUGCCUUUCCUGACGCUGAGCACAGCCUCCCAUACAGAUGAGCGCUGGAAGCCACGCACCUCUUGACGUAGCCACAGACCGUUUGCGGUGCCACUCGGUCUCCGUAGCACGUAUUGCGCAACGUGACUGAUGCCUUACUGGCUCCACGGUGGACACAUCCGGCUCACACUGUCGCUUGGAUGCAAUAGAAAAGUCUCUAAACGCCGACGACGCAGCAGGCGCAGCGGAGGAACCAUCCACCGGACUGACAGACUGACUUGGACCCUCCCCUUGUCACUGCCAACCGGAGAGAUGAGCCGAGCGCACGGCGUCGGGCUGCAGUCGUGAUGUGACUGUGACAGUGCGCACCGAAGCAUCGCCACCAGCGGUUUAUCUCGUAAAAGAGAUCGAAUCGGAGAGGAUCUCACCGGGUUUCCAAUUUUUGGUACAGCAGAGGCUCCGUUUGACAGCAUGCAGUCAGUGCAGUAGCGGCGGCAGCAUCAGCAGCAGCAUCAGCAGCAGCAUCAGCAGCAGCAUCUCCAUCCUCCACGGAGCCAGCCGUGGCCACAGUUGGAACAGGGCAGCAAUGUUGGUGGGAACCGAACCUACAUCCAACCGCAGUCAACAACCCCUGAGUGCCGCCUUGGUUUCCAGUCUGGGAAGUCACCACUAAAGACAAGACAGUUUCUCUGUGAGUAAGAAGCCCACCUGCAGGCGAGGAGAGGAGGUGUUUGUGCUAAGGCCGGGCUCUCUGCAGCCCACUCCCCGCGCCAGCCUCCGCGGCGUGUCCGUGGAGCGAAUGCUGCGCCUUUUGACUUGAUGGCAGUGUCCGUUUGCCUCCUGCAUACAUAAAUACCGUUACAGUGUAUAGUGAGAAUAAAGUAGUCGGAGCGUGGUGCAGGAUCGUGCUGAGUCUAUGCACCUCUGUUAGGCUACAGCAGCCCGGAGACAGGACUUCUCACCAGUGACAGGAGGAUAUGCAGAGAUUAACGUGAAAAGGAUGGAUCUUAUUAUCUGUGUUUUGGGGCUGCUGGCACUGGUCGUGGAGAGCAUCCGUUGCCAAGGAGUGUAUGCACCUCCAACUGUUCGCAUUAUACACUCAGGACACGCUUGUAAUGUUGAGGAGGAGAGGCACACGGAGAGAGUGUACACAAUCAGAGAAGGAGAGACCCUGGAACUUACCUGCCUGGUAACAGGGCAUCCUCGGCCACAGAUCCGAUGGACAAAGACAGCCGGCAGUGUGUCGGAUCGUUUCCAGGAUUCCAGUGUCUUCAAUGAGACACUGCACAUUGCAAAGAUCCUGAGGACCCAAGGAGGUCGCUACUACUGCAAGGCCGAGAACGGCCUCGGUUCCCCGGCCAUCAAGUCCAUCAGGGUGGACGUUUACUACCUGGAUGAUCCAGUGGUGACCGUGCACCAGAGCAUAGGAGAAGCUAAGGAGCAGUUCUACUACGAGAGGACUGUGUUCCUCCGUUGCGUGGCCAACUCCAACCCGCCUGUCCGUUACAGCUGGCACCGUGGGAGAGAGGUCCUGACCCAGGGCUCAGACAAGGGCGUUGAGAUCUACGAACCUUUUUUCACACAGGGGGAAACAAAGAUUCUGAAGCUGAAGAACCUCCGCCCGCAGGACUACGCAAACUACAGCUGCAUCGCCUCAGUCAGGAACGUGUGUGGGAUCCCUGACCGCAACGUCGUCUUCAGACUCACCAACAAGACAGCCUCCCCUUCCAUCAAGCUGCUGGUGGAGGAUCCUAUCGUGGUGAAUCCCGGUCAGACGGUGUCUUUGGUGUGCAUCACCACAGGUGGAGAGCCUCCACCCAUACUCACCUGGGUCAGCACCAACGACAGCCUCCCGCAGAGGAGCGUGGUCAACGGUGGGACGCUCACUCUGCCGGCCAUCACCUCAGAGGAGGCGGGCGUUUACAGCUGUGUGGCCAGCAACAACGUGGGAAACCCGGCCAAGAAGUCCACCACCAUCGUGGUGCGAGCUUUGAAGAAGGGCAGAUUCUGGAUCACUCCUGACCCCUACCACAAUGACGACAACAUCCAGAUUGGGAGAGAAGUCAAGAUAUCUUGUCAGGUGGAGGCGACACCGCCAGAAGAGCUAACGUUCAGCUGGCUGAAGAACGGCCGUGCUCUCCGCAGCUCAGAGCGAAUGGUCAUUACCCAGACGGACCCCGACAUCUCCCCUGGGACCACCAACCUGGACAUCAUAGACCUCAAAUUCACAGACUUUGGCACGUACACCUGUGUGGCAGCACUGAAGGGAGGAGGCAUCCCUGAGAUCAGCAUUGACGUCAACAUCUCCUCCACUACUGUUCCCCCAAACCUGACAGUACCCCGGGGCAAGUCCCCCCUGGUGGCCCGAGAGGGUGACACUGUGGAGCUGGAGUGCCUUGUUUCAGGAAAGCCCAAGCCCAUCAUCCUGUGGUCCCGAGCAGAUAAGGAGGCGCCAAUGCCGGACGGCAACAUGCAGAUGGAGAGCUACGACGGCGUGCUGCGCAUCGUUAACGUGUCCAGGGAGAUGACGGGCUCCUACCGCUGCCAGACCAGUCAGUAUAAUGGUUUCAACGUGAAGCCCCGAGAGGCUGUGGUGGAGCUGAUCGUUCAAUACCCUCCGACUGUGGAACCAGUUUACACAGAGAUGCGUCAAGGCCUGGGCAGACCCGUGGUGAUGACCUGUCGGGUUUUACGAGCCCACCCCUCCCGUGUGCUGAGAUUCGAGUGGCUUCUUUCCAACCGGUUGCUUCAUGCGGGAGCCUUCGAUGCACAGAAAGACGAGACAGAGUACACGAUCCGUAACCUGAACAGAGAUGGUUGGGGGGAGUACACCUGCAACGUCAUCAAUGAGGCCGGUGCAGGCAAAUGUACAUUCCAGGUCACAGGAAAGGCCUACCCUCCUGAGUUCUACUACGAUACUUACAGUCCUCUGUGGCAGAACAGACCCAGAGUCUAUGGCUUCAAGCUGCAGUGGACUCAGAUGAACCCCAACGCUGUGGACCGCAUCGUUGCCUACAGACUGGGCAUCAGACAGAUGGGCUUACAGCGCUGGUGGGAGCAGGAAAUCCCUGUGGAUGGAACUAUCAACAAAGGAGAGCUCAUGACGCACAACCUGACGGAGCUGAUAAAGCCCGAAUCCUACGAAAUGCGCCUCACCCCCAUCACACGGUUCGGCGAGGGGGACUCCACCAUCCGUAUCGUCACCUACAGCGCUCCCAUCAACCCUCAUCUCAGAGAGUUCCACUGCAGCUUCGAAGAGGAGCCCAUCUGUAUGUUCACCCAGGACAAGAACGAUGAUUUUGAUUGGACUCGGCACAGCGCCGCGACCCGUGACACCAAGUACACACCAAACACAGGGCCGAGCGGCGAUCGCAGCGGUUCGAAGCAGGGUUUCUACAUGUACAUUGAGACAUCGCGGCCGCGGAAGGAAGGAGACCAGGCUCGGCUCAUCAGUCCAUUUUUCAACGUUGCACCAAAAAACCCUUACGGCAUCACCAACCCACCUGCCUACUGCUUUGGAUUCUUCUACCACAUGUAUGGAAAACACAUAGGAACACUAAAUGCGUUUCUGAAACAAAAAGGUCAAACGACCUCUGAUGGACCGGUGUGGUCUCUAACUGGGAACCAAGGUGACCGAUGGAAACAGGCCAAGGUCAGCAUUCAUCCAACAUCAUCUUUUCAGGUGGUACUGGAAGGUGUCAGGGGACCAGGCAUCGAAGGAGACAUCGCUGUUGAUGAUGUCACACUCGAGGAAGGGGAAUGUCGAGAUCCACCACCCAAUCCCGGGUCUAAGGCAUCAUCAACUGCCUUCCAUAUAUGGCUGCUAUGCAUCACCUUGGUGAUGACUCUUCUAGAAGGUCAAAGGUGACCCUUCUCUCAUCAUCACAGAGGCGAAUAUUCAGACCACACCGUCUGUGAGCUAUCCUCGGCAUCCAAUCACCAAAGAUUCAUGCAUCCUGAAAGCAGCAGAGUCCUCUGACAGACCACGGAGGGAUCGGAAUAAAUAAAGAGAAAACAAUUGUGAUAAAAAAAAGUAUGACACUUAAAGUAAUAAAGAAGAUGUGCUAAUUUUUUAAAGAGACCUCUUUUACAGAAAAAAAACUCCGUGGUGCAGGACUUGGGACGUCUUCACGAGCACAAAGACAGCGGGGCAGUGAGUAAACUGGACUUCAGUGAAAGAGUUUACAAGCACCGACGGAGUAGAAGUUUGUAAAGCACAAGAACUCAUUUAUGAAGUUAAGAAAAUUCAUUUGGGAGGUGGUAAAACACAGACACAGCCGACUUUUUUCCCUGCUUUUAAACUCAAUCUGAGUCAGACCUUUCUCUGUGUGUUUUGAUCCCAAUUUUCUUGCACCAGAUGCAAAUCCCCGAUACACGGUUUUCACUGCAGCCCUCGUCACACUUGGUGUUCCUAUUUUUCUCUGCUUGGUGCUUUACUGUAAAAAUCAUUGACCCUGGCAACUUUUAGUUCUGUCUGCUUACUCCCUCUGUAGCUGCCAAUGUAUCUCUUAACACUGUGCUCACGAGUCCAAGUGGCCAAACGACAGUAUGGCGGCAGAACAAGAAUCAGUUCAGGUGUAGACAGCUGGACUGGAGGGCAGAAAAGGAGUUCAAAGUGAAGAGCUGGAAUGAAUGAAAGUUUUGGGAACAAGGGCAAAGAAAAGUAGAAUGGAGGGAGAGGAAAAACAGGCAGAGGGAAGAGAAGGUUGAGAUCAGUAAGGCCUGACUCAAACAUCCGGUCAGCGGUCCACCUGUGGAACCGAAGCCACUUUACUUUCUGCCAUGAAAAGAAGUGCCUUCAGAAUAUAAACCUAAUCGUGAGCCUGGGCGUUAAUCGACAUCGAACACAUCUUUCUUCAUGUUUCCUCUGAUGGGCUAUUUUCUACGUUUCUUUUGCCCCACAAGUGCUGAUGGGAGGACAUGCCUGCUCAGAGGGAGUAUCGGGAUUGUACAACUCGUGGAGUUGCCUCCUGGUGGAACAGUUGCCUGUGUGUGUGUGCGUUUGAGUGUAAGUGUGAGUGUGUACGAAUAAGGUAUUGUAAUUGUGUGAGUGUGUGAGAGUGUGUGUGGGUGGGUGCCUGUGUGUGUGCAUGCACCUAAGCCUAUGCCUUUGUGUACAUCAGUGAGAGGGCAGCUGACCCCAAGCACAGGUUUGGAAACGGUGUGGAUUUACGAACAGUGGCAACAGUGACGGUGUGGCUCCGGAGCGUUUGUUGCUAAAGAUCAUGCAGGAGGAUUAAGAUGCUUCGUUUGACUCGAUUCCCAAACUUGGAUGUUCAUUUUUUUAGGAAAAUGAAAAAGAAAAAGGAAGGACUGCUGAAUCAAACGUUGUGAUGUACAGGGAGGAGAGUAGCAAUUUUUGGACUGCAGGCUCUUCAUUCGGGUGACUCGCCUCACCCUCCGUGCUCUACCAUUUAUAAGGAACAAUUCCAGAAUAAAAGAUAAUAAUGACCACAAUAAUAGUCAUGAUAUUUUAUUAUUCUAGCGAGAAUGUUUCUCUGCUUUUACACAAACUGUGAAGAUUGACUGUGGAAAAAUCUACCUGAGACCAUAAUCUUAACCAGCGGGGUUUUUAAAAAUGUAUUGUAAAAAAGAGAAAAUAAGAAGAUUCCGUACAUUGUUGGUUAUGACAGAUGUUUUGAGGACUUGUGUCUUGUUUCUUAUCUUUUCUGUUGGAGAAGACUUUGAUUCCUUUCUCUUCUUGUUGUCUCCCUUUGCAUCGCUGAAGUAUCAAAGCUGACGGAAGCAUACGACGUAAAACAAUUUGGUCAAUGUAUAGCUUGUAAAUGUUAAAGAAGCUCUAUACAAAGGUUUAUGAUUAAUGUUUUUUCGUGGACGUACAGGAAGCACAACACACCGUACAGUUCAAUAUGAAGCUCAUUUUAUACUUUUCCACAUGUCUGACCUACUCCUACAAAUUCAGGCUUAUCUUCGCUCCAAAACAAAUCCACCGUGUUCAUUUCAGUUACAUGUUAGAAUCCUGUUGAAUCAUACUGAAACAGACAAAGACACACAUCGAAGCCAGUCGUCAGUGUCGGCUUAUCUCCUGGUGUUGCUGUUGUUCAGCAUACUGUACGCAGCCUCUUCAGCAGAAGCCUGGGUUUGUGUGAGUGGGCCGUGUACAUGUGUAUGCAUAUGUUGUGUACAAUAGGUGUGAGAAGAAGCCGUCACGUGUACAAGAGGAUAAAUAUGUGGAGCAAAGCGAUAGACAGAGCAGAGCGAUAGACAUUUCAGGGCGUCUUUAUGUUCAGUAUCAUUCAGACAUUUCUCCAUUGUUUGUUAUCAGUAACAGCAGGAUUGGGUUGAACGUAAGUGGAGUCUUGGUGAGAAUUGACUUCCCCGACAUUAUGGGCAUCAAUCAUGUUGCUGUAUCCUUCAGUUGUACAGGAAAUCAUAACAAAGAGCCAAAGUGGUCUUAACUGUGACAGUUAGCGUACAGUACAACAGUAUGACUCGUGCUUUUUUUCCCUAAACAUCCAUUGUGGAAAUUUGUAACAUAUGAGCAUAAAGAAUGACAAGAAAAUACUGACAUUCGUUCAUGAAAAUAAUGUUUUUUUGGUUUUUCUUCCAAAGGCAAAUUUCAGACCUAAAAAGAAUCGUCCUCAACUAUUCUUCUUGCAAGAUUUCUUUUUCCUAAACAAGUAUCAAAUUGUUGCUUUAUUAUAACUGCCUGAGUUUAAAGCGUACAAACCAACUCUAAGCUAUAUUCUUUCUAAAGUACAAAGUAAAUCACUACAGUAUUUUGUCAUUUACUUUAUAUUCAAAUCCUCCUGAAAUGUUGUAAACUCUCUUUAAACAGUUUUAUGUUCGACCAUAGAAGGCUAUGAUGCUGGGUACAUCUCUGCAAAAACCGUUAUGUGCUUUUCGAAAAGGUUUGAGAAGUUUCCAAGUCUAACAACUUAUUGUUGUUGGAGUAAUUUAGCAAAACAUUACCAUUAACCAUGCACGAGUACAAAAAUGGUUUUUAAUCAAACACAAACACAUUUAGAAGUUAACUUUUUCAACAAACUCAAAAAAGACAAACUCAUUAUGAGAGUAACAACUAGCAAACUAGUAUAAGAGAGUACUGAUCCUGGUAGAACCCCGCCCUGGGAUCGGCUCCAGCCCCCAUGGUCCUGCGUAUGAAUAAGUUGUAGAUGAUACAGUGGAUGGAUGGUUAGGGUUAGGGUGUUCAGGUCAUAGGUUAAUAGGUCAGCAUCAGCCCACAGUCAUUGGUUUUGUGACUCAAUAACAGCAUCCACUCACUCUGGUGUGCAGUGCCGUCUUUAAUCAAAAAAAAACAAACAAAAACAGACUCACUCUUUCUGUUGCACCUCCCAUAAGGUUCGUCUGCCCGAACGAAACACAGCGUUGACGUCAUGUCUGACAGUUGUUGUUUUAAUCCUCCAGUCAUUUCUAGGGGCUCUAUAUUGAGAUGGUGUUGUAUUGGCUUGCGUCAUGUUUAUACCCAUCCAUAAAGUACGUAUACAUGAGGUGAGCAACGCGUUGACAGCUUUCGAUGUGAUGCAACUGAAGCCAACAGAGUGCGUCCUAAUACUGCAGAGUCAUGAAGAGUUAAAGCAAUAUAAUUGCCAUACAUUUUAGGGCUCUGAGUAAUACUUAGAAAAUAGAAUUGUUUUCUUCUUAAGCGUGUGAACAUAAACAACAGUCAGUUUUAUUGCACCAGAGAUGCAAUAACUAUUACAUUUCUGCAAGGAGGGAUCCAGGAUCAAGGCAGACUAAAUAAUGUUUGUUUGUUUGUUUGUUUGUUUUUUGCUUCCUGAGUCUAUGAUGCAUUUGAAAAAUACUCUUUUAAUAGUACAUAUAUUAAUAUGAUUUAAACUGAAGAGGAACUUGCAUACUAUACAUAUAAAUAUAGUGUAAGUACUAGAAUGGUAAAGAAAACAAAUGUAUGCACAUGGUGCAUUUUCACAUAUUGUUUCUGCAUUGCUGCAUGGAUUUAUUAUUGUGGCGGGUUUACCCAGUGUACAGUACAUGAUGUGCCGUUAACCUGGAGUUGGUGUGAGAUUUAGUUUAUUGGCUACAGACCAGAUUUCAUUGCUGUAAGCUGCAUCUCAGAUGUUUAAUUUAAUUAAAAUGAUCCUAGGCCAGUAUUAGAAAAAAAGGUACUCUAAACAGCUGCUUGCCUUAAAAUCAGCAAGUUCAAUCAUUGUAAUAUUUAGCUGUCAAAAAUAUUCCUGCAAGAAUGUGAAGGUCUUUUAUGGUUUGUGCGUUUAAACACAGGCAGUUACCUCCCGUGAUGUAGCAAACAGUCUUUUCAGUGAUUAGGAGUUUGGAAAUAACUGUACAUUUCUCUCCUUCUUCUUUUAUUUUCUGCACUCACUCAUUUCCUACUGAAAUGAACAGUCCUAACAGUUCUCUGAAACAUUCUCAUCUUUGGUUUUCAACCUAAAAGGGCUCUGUCACUCGGUGCCAUUUGUCACAAAAAUAAUCCACCUUUUCUACUAAUGUGUUAUAAUUCCAGCUGGUAGCUGCAGCUGUUAGCAUACACACCAGGCAAAGCUGAGGCCCCAGGUUGGAGAAAGCUCUGCAGUUGUAUUCCACCUGUUUUAAAAGGUUAGGCAUAAAUGAAUCAAACUGUCACAUUAACCCUGGAAUUUAAAAUUUUUUUAAUUUUUUUUUUCAUUCAUCCUUAGUAUUUUUCUCUUGCAGCCUAUUUUUCCCCUCCCACAUGACUAGGCAGUAUAGUGAGUGACUUGUCGGCAGGAGGCUGACGGGGGGUCUCACUAAAUAACUGGGAAAGGCAGACACAUUUCAGAGAUCUCAUUUUACUCUGUCAGGUAAGAAGCAGUAUGUCACAAUUUGAUACCCUGGCUGCUCAGUCUGACAACUUUACCACAGGGAGAACUGCCACCUCCUGCUCUCCACUCUCUCUGCUGUUGGACUGAAUCUGACUACUUCUCCAUGGCAUUCUCUCCCCCGUCCCCUUCCCCCUCCUUCUGCCCUUUUUCUUCAUUCACCUGCUGUGAUACGCCACCACAGGCCAGGCCAGGAGACUUUAGCUCCCAUUGUCCAUGUCUACUUAAUUACCAUCAGUGCAGCUGGCGGUUUGCAGCAUCAUAAAAAUGAAGAUGAUCCACCCUCACCUUCACCCUCACCCGACCACCUCACCCUCCUGUAAAGACCUGUGGAUAUUCUGAGAAAGUGAAGCUGGGGGAGAGCACGCAGUGUGUCGGUAAUGUUAUUUAUCUUGUUCUGUGCUGACUCCCUGUAAUGAUGACCUGCCACUCUUCUCUGUUCUGUGCUUUAUAUUUAUAUACCGUAUGAUCAGGCUUCUUCUUCUUCUUCUUCUUUUUCUUUCUUUUUUUUUUUACUGUAUUUCUUUGAAUUUGUCGCCCAUUUUUGUGCCAUACCUGCAACUAAUGAAAAAAUAAAGAAAAGGAAUAUUUUAUAAGCUGAGUCAAGUGCAUGCUCUACUUCGCUUGGACUACAAGAUAAUCAAUGUGGGAACAGAGUAUCCUAUCACAUUUCAUCUUCCCCGUGCUCUUCUGGUGUCUGUGCUCUGCUUGUACUUGACACUUUUCGUCCCUCAGUUUUUCAAAAGGAAAUUCAGUGUAUUCCCACAGCAGUCACACAGCUCUGACUCAAAGGCCAGAAAACAAAAGCCUUAGUGUUGUGCAAAGUGUUCUUUUGACAGUACUCCCUAGAUUGUGCUUCUUCUGUAGCACUGGCUCGCUCUCUCUUCUU